Messenger RNA from Carassius gibelio (silver crucian carp), 3291 nucleotides. It is a transcript of the gene fpgt, whose product is annotated as fucose-1-phosphate guanylyltransferase. The transcript has 4 exons. Gene Ontology annotation, molecular function: transferase activity, transferring phosphorus-containing groups. The record is from RefSeq and is a predicted model, not a curated record. Lineage: Eukaryota; Metazoa; Chordata; Actinopteri; Cypriniformes; Cyprinidae. The coding region runs from base 73 to 1803 and encodes 576 amino acids.
AUUUGUGGUUUAUUAAAAGUGCCAGAUGUUAGCGUAGUGAUUUAGACAGAUUUUACUGGUCAGAUUCUCACAAUGGCAGAGCGUUUUAACAUCCAUCUGCAAAAAUCCACCAAGGACAAACUUGAAAAAUUCAAACAAAUAAGAGGUAAAAAAGUUCAGUCUGAUGUAUUCUGGGAUCUUGUGGUCAUCACUGCAGUGGAUGAGGACCAGAGGUCUGCUUAUCAAAUUCAGAUAAAUGAGAAACUGGAGAGGAAAGAACUGCCUCUUGGCAUUAACUAUCAUGUGUUUGCAGAUCCUCCAGGAUGCAAGAUUGGUAAUGGUGGAUCAACUUUACAUUCGCUGCAGUGUCUACAUGAUAAAUAUGGCAAGUCACUGUCAGGAUUUAAAGUCAUCCUUAUUCAUGCAGGAGGAUUCAGUCAACGUUUGCCCAGUGCCAGUGCCCUUGGUAAAAUACUCACAGCUGUGCCCCUGGGAAACCCUUUAUAUCAAAUGCUGGAGCUCAAACUUGCAAUUUAUGUGGAUUUCCCCUCAAACAUGAAGCCGGGGAUGCUGGUUACCUGUGCUGAUGAUAUAGAGCUCUACAGUGUUUCUGACCAAGAGAGUGUGGUGUUUGAUAAGUCAGGUUUUACUGCCUUAGCACAUCCCUCCCCUCUCUCUGUUGGUACCACUCAUGGAGUUUUUGUUCUCGAACCAGCACAUAUGCCCAGAAUUUGUGAUAUGGAAUACAGAACUUGCUCUCAGUUUCUGCACAAACCAAGCAUUGAAAAGAUGUUCAAAUGCAACGCCGUAUGCGAGAGGGAAGGAGAGGAGUUUGUUUACACUGACAGCACUUACUAUUUUGAUUACGGGACUGCCAUGACCCUGCUGACCCUGUUCCGUGAAAUCAGCCCUCUGACAUGUGAAAUCGAUGCCUAUGGAGACUUUCUUCAAGCCCUGGGGCGAAGAGCUACUGUGGAUUACACAGAAAACACUGCCAACGUCACGACGAAGGAAAGCGGUCUCGUUGAGAUUCGCAGAAAGAUUUUCCACCGUCUCAAAGGCACGCCACUCAACGUCAUCCUGUUGAACAACUCCAAGUUUUAUCAUGUCGGCACCACAGAGGAAUACUUGUUCCACUUCAGCACGGACCCCUGUCUCAGAGCAGAACUCGGCCUGCUCUCUGCUGCCUUCAGUGUGUGCGACUUGGAGCCAUCGGAGAGAACUAGAGUUUGCGUGUCGCACAGCAUCCUGCAUCCCAGUGUGAGCAUGUCCCAGGGCAGUGUUGUGGAAUACUCCAGACUGGAUGCUAGAGUUAAAGUCGGAAGUAGAUCUGUCAUCAGUGGCUGCUGGAUAGACACGGAUCUUACCGUGCCAAGUGACACCUUCAUCCACUCUUUAUCUGUAAACCUGGAUGGAAAAACGGGUUUUGUGACUGUGGUUUUUGGUGUUAAAGAUGAUUUGAAGAAAAGUGUAUCCAGUCCUGCUCAUAUGAAAGCAUUGAGUUUGUUUAAGGUUAAUCUGGAGGACUGUGUUGGACUCUGGGGUUUGUUUCCUGAGAAGGUCAGGUUCUCGGGAGACACAUCUAUGUGUAGUUUGUGGAACGCCUGCAUUUUCCCAGUGUGCUCCAAUCUAAAGGAUUCAUUUGUGAUGUCACUGGGGAUGCUGAAGGCACUGGAUAGUGGAACUAGUUUCGCACUACCAAAAAAAGCCACACUAACCUCUUUACAAGAAACUCUGCAGAACAAGAACCUGGAGGAAAUGCUGAAAUUUAGGAAAGAACUUUAUGAAGACAUUCUUAGGGUUAAUUCAAGUCAUUCUGUCUGAGCAUAAAUGAUCAAUAAUUUAAUCGUGAAUGCUGCUCAGCAAAGGCAAAGCCUUGUAAGUACUGAGGCCAUGUCUUCAAAGUAGUUUUUACUAAAUUGAUUUGAUAGCAGUUUUCACACACUGUUUUUUUCUAAAUCUGAGCAAUCGUAUGAGAUUGGUAUGAAUUAGGAGUUCGGAAUCUUACAAAAUUACUAUGAAUUUGCCACCACAUUUUUCACAAAUUCGUAUGAGUGAGUUCGUACGGAUUAUCCACCUUGUCAAAAAUGUACGUAUGUUGAGCCAUGUGAUGAAACUCUUAAAUUGCCCAUAACAAACACUAUAGAAAUACCAAGACAAUGCACUCACACUGCUGCGAAUGGGAGAAAGUGCAACAUGCAAUAUGGUGGAAUAAGUCCCUCCUUCUGAAUAAAAGAGCCAAUUGGCAGAUAGUAAAGUCAUGCAUCACUACAGCUGCCAUUAAGAUCUUUGUUUGCAAUAGAAACUGUUUUAGCAAGUAUUCACUAACUGGUUGUACCAAAUAAUUUUUUUUUUUUUUUUGCCAUUUUUGCUUUUAUUAGAUAAGACAAGAAUUGAGGUGGGACAGGGUUAGGAAAAGUGCUCAAGACGGGAGACAAACUUGUGAACCCUGAAGUGGUGUGCUGCCCAAAAGGCUAUUUGCGCCAAUGUCAGUGUUUCUCAAUUCAAUGUUUAUUUUUUAUUUUAUUUUUUUUUUCAGACAUGUUUAUUUAUUAAAUUUGUGUUGGAACAAUUUAAAUUUGUGCGUGGAGAGUUAUUCCUUCUACUAUAUUUAAAUAUUUAUCUUACUUGGAGCAUCUUCACAAAACACCUAUUAAGACAUGAUGAAGUAAAAAUCAUGUGCAUAACCUCAUACACAAUUAUCAUUAUAAUAUUUCCUUAAUUUACCCAUUUUAAACUUUGUUGUGGAGGAAACAUUUCUUAUAUCUUGGUGGAAAUUGUGAUAUGUUUUAUCAGAAAGUUUAAGAUUUUCUGUUUUAUUUUACUGUCAGUGGAAUGCAUCCUUGCUUACAAGUAUUAACUUCUUUCCAAAAAACACAAAUGCAAAUCUUACUGACCCCAAAUUCUGAAUGGUAGUGCAUUUCCUUUAUAGAACACAGAGUCACAUCCAAGUUCAGAGAGCGAAAGAUAAAGAAAGAUGAGUCUUGAUGCAGCUGUUGUCUGAAGAGAGAAAUCAACCGUGACCUCACCCUGUAAUAGGUUCAGAUCCUUAGAGAGGUCAGCUGUCAUUGUUGACACACGUUCCACACCGAGGCUGAUGUAUUUUUAGCAGGGGCUGUGAUCCCUUAUCGGACUUUUCUCUAUUGUGCCAAAGCAUUUUGUUACCACUGCAUGAGACUUUCCCUCCAACUAACCGUGUACAAAAGUUGAAACCAACCAGUGUGAUGGGGAAUUAUAAAUCAAGACCCACUCAAACCUGAACAGUAAACAUUAAGUUUCUUCAGCUGACUGUUUGAUUAGUUCAGUUCAUUC